AUGGCUGAUAAAAGAAUAAUCGGCUUGGCCCCGACUGGUUCCUUUGAUACUUUUACUUUUGGUUCUGCUACUUCAUUUGCCUCUUUGAAUGAUUUGUCGAGGAGUUUGGGGGCGGCAUCUUCUCUUCCGGCGGCCACGGAAGACGAUACUACCAAAUUUCCCUGUUCUCAGGACAACAAUGUCUUCAAUGCUAACCGAACAAGGACUGCAUCGGUUUCACUGCAACAGCUCAAAAAGCCCUUGGCGUGGUACGACCAGGUACAUCCUAUACCGUAUCCUAGUUCACCUUCCAACAUCUUCAAGCAAGAGCCGCUGGAUGAUGAAUGGAGGUGUGAUGAGGAGGCAGAAGGGGAAUCAGAAGACGAAAACGACAACGACGAAGAUGACGAACAAGGUAAUGGAGAAGACGAAGAAGACGCACCCGUGGACAGCAUAGAGUCCGAUGAACGAGAGAAGAAGAGACGCAAACGUAACAAACCCACCUUGAGCUGCAGAGAAUGCGUGGGAAAGAAGAUGAGAUGUGAUCGAGGUCGACCACACUGUCUCUCAUGUAUCCGAAGAGGAACCGAGUGCAUUUACAGGAUCAAAGCUGAUACACAUGAGGAAUCGCUUCGUAAACCUACCACUCGUCGAAAGUAUCAACCGAGAGUGUCGAAGCAACAGCCGCAGCCACAACAAGCACAGCCGCAGCAGCAGCAGCGAAAACAAAGCUCCAGUGACUACGAUGACUCCCCGACAUCCUCGGCCGGGUCCAAACCCGCCUUGUUCACCUCCCAAGACGGCAGCGAUCUUCUACUCAGCAAUCCCCCAUACUCUGACAUAGGUUCUGCCACUACCACGAUAUUUGGAAUUAGCUCAGAUUACCCAUUUAGCAAUUACUGGACCCAGAACGGAGGCGUAGCUGAGGUGUUGAAAGUCUUUCCCAAAAAGGAGCAAGCAGAUAUACUUGUGAGCGUCUUCUUCAACGCCGUCGAUCCAGUCUACCCCUUAAUAAGCCGGGAAAGAUUCUACAUCGACUACGAAGGUUUCUGGGAACUAGAUGACAACCAAAAGCCGCAUGUGGACACAGACUUUCUUGCCCUAGCCUUCAUGGUCCUUGCAAUGGGCACCCAAUUCCUACAAACUCCCGGUGCGCCGGGCCAGCUUCAGGGCGCCGCCGAUUUCUAUUCUAGUGCCUGCUACCAAAGCAUGAGACUAUACUCAUACCUGAAUAGAACAUCGGUACGUUGCCUCCAGGCUAUGGUCUUUAUGACCUAUUUCCUCAUGAACUCCGGCCGAGCAUCGGAUGGCUGGGCCUUUUCGGGGACGCUGGUCAGACAAGCAACCGCUUACGGAAUCAACCGCGAGCCAACGCUGUUUGGUGCCAAGUUCAAUGCGUUUCAAAUCCUGGAACGAAGAAGGCUAUGGCACGGUAUUGUAUGUCAGGACAGCUUUAUGAGUAUGAGUCUUGGGCUACCGCCUGUCACAAUGUAUGGCGACGUGGGAGUUGCGACGCCGCAACGGGACGACGACGACUCAUCGUACAGUAUUGCUGAAGCGGGUGGCAAUGAACAUGCCAACGAGGACUUUUCCAACGAGAUCGGCCAUUUUGAUACGGGGUAUGUGCAAAGCAUGUAUAACCUUGCAUUGCUUGCGCGCGACACCCUAGUACAAGCCCGCUCUUUAUCAACGCCUAUAGCACCCAAUAGACGUCAGAGGGACAAACUCAUGGAAGCGUUCCGCGCUACCUAUCGCACUUUUCCAGACGAAUUUCGUGCCUGGGACGCAACCUCAAUUGCCACCUUGGCUGGGCAGGGGCGCAAGCGGCUUGUCCGACAGAUCAUGUUCCUCACGGGAUUGUACUGGCAUUGUGUGACGCUAAUUCAAUGCGAGGGACUGGAAGAAAGCGAAGUGCAAGAGAAGCAAUGGGUGAAAGCGAUGAGAAAGUUCAAAGGUCCAAGCAACGUUGAGAAGUAUACAAAGGGUACACUGGACGCGGCGUGCGAGUCGAUACGAGCGUUUUUCGUGAUUCAUGAUGUCCUUGGUGGGGAGAGUAGUGUUUGGUGGUCUUUUUGUCAUCGAGCCUUUGCAACUUCGAUCAUGGUGGCACACCUACUCAAGAAACGUGAUACCGCCAGAGGACGACGGGAUAGUAUCGAUGCAAACUCGAUCAAAGUUUCAAGUCAUAAUAGGCGGAGUUUCUCUCUUGAUCCGCUUUGGGAACGGGCUCGAAUUGAUUUGGAGCGUAUGCUUGAAAUUCUCAUGGUUCCGGCAAAUGCUGGUGAUCAGACUGCCAAAACUCGAGUGGAGGUUUUGAGUAGUUACUUACGAUGA
Messenger RNA from Talaromyces marneffei, 2313 nucleotides. RefSeq lists its product as uncharacterized. Gene Ontology annotation, cellular component: nucleus. The transcript has 8 exons. Bases 1 to 2313 code for a protein of 770 amino acids. Gene Ontology annotation, biological process: regulation of DNA-templated transcription; DNA-templated transcription. Gene Ontology annotation, molecular function: DNA binding; DNA-binding transcription factor activity, RNA polymerase II-specific; zinc ion binding. The record is from RefSeq and is a predicted model, not a curated record. NCBI's taxonomy places the organism in Eukaryota, Fungi, Ascomycota, Eurotiomycetes, Eurotiales, Trichocomaceae.